UUAGACGUUCAAUGCAACCACCUUACUCUGGUCCUCAUAGAGUUAUAUCUAGAGCCGAGGACGGAAAAACGUGGUCGAUUGAUGUAAAAGGGAAACAGGUGACGGUCAGUGUCGACAGAAUUAAGCCAGCUUUCGUCGAGCAUUCUUUAGUAGAUCUCGUUCCGGCACCAGCACCACGGGUUUCUGUGCCUCAACCCGCGCAACCGGACGCUACUGAUGUCCCUUCAUGUCCACUCGUGCCUUCGGCACCUCUAACUGCUACUCCUACGCAUACACCUCAAUAUACCACCCGAUCAGGUCGCAGAGUCCACUUCUCCAAACCUUUCGACCUAUGA
Bombyx mandarina (wild silkworm) is the source of this 335-nucleotide messenger RNA. RefSeq lists its product as uncharacterized. The record is from RefSeq and is a predicted model, not a curated record. NCBI's taxonomy places the organism in Eukaryota, Metazoa, Arthropoda, Insecta, Lepidoptera, Bombycidae.